AAAAUUAUUAGAAAAAUGCAUGAAAUUUAAAAUGACACAAGUACCCAUAAUUGGUUGGGGAUAAAGCGUGGCAAUACCUUAAUCAUUCAAAUAAGGAUAUGAUGAGUUAGUUGAGUUUCACCCUCUUUGUCUUUUGCACAUGGCAAAGUACUGAAACAUUUGCUUAGGAAGUAGGAAGUAGGAAGUAGGAACCGAACCAUGGCACUAGCACCGUUCGGUUCUGCUAAUUCCAACACUUUAUUCCUCACAUUUCCAAUACCACCACCGUCAUAUCUUAUCCAUAAUAAAAAUCAUCAUCGUAGUACUAAUUUCGUGUUCAGUAGUACCUCACAUGUCAGCUAUGCUCAUAAAAGAUCUUCUUCUGGUGCCACUAUUAUUUGUUCUGCUUCCAAUAAUAAACCUUCUCAAAUUAGCUCUACAGCCAAGAUAAGGAGCGAGGUUCUAUCUCCUUUUCGGUCUCUUAGGAUGUUCUUUUACAUCGCUUUUAUCGCAAGUGCUUCUCUUGGAACACUCAUAGCAACAUCACAACUAAUUGGUGCAUUGACAAAUCCCUCAAGAGCAUCCCAAGUUCCUGAAAUUCUCAAAGGCCUUGGCAUCGACAUUGGAGCGGUAUCUUUGUUUGCUUUCUUGUACUUAAGAGAUAACAAAGCCAAGAAUGCACAAGAGGCUCGGCUCUCGAGAGAGGAAUUUUUGUCAAAUCUUAAGCUCCGUGUGACAGAGAAUAAGAUCAUUCCUGUAAACUCAUUAAGAGGAAUUGCUCGACUGGUAAUCUGUGCUGGCCCGGCAUCCUUCAUAACCGAGUCUUUUAAGCGAAGUGAACCUUUCACUGAAAGUCUUUUGGACAGAGGAGUGCUUGUAGUUCCCUUAGUAACGGAUGGAAACUCGCCUGUUUUAGAGUUUGAAGAGACCGAGACUGAGACUGAUGAGGCAAAGCAACUUGCCACCAGAAGGAAGAGACUAUGGCAGCUGGCUCCAGUUAUCAUCUCCGAAUGGUGGCUAGAUGAACAAAAGAAGUUGGCAGGUGUAUCCUCCGAGUCUCCAGUGUAUCUAUCUCUACGCUUGGAUGGUCGAGUUCGUGGAAGCGGCAUCGGUUAUCCUCCUUGGAAUGCUUUUGUUGCACAAUUACCACCAGUGAAGGGAAUGUGGACUGGUCUAUUGGAUGGCUUCGAUGGUAGAGUUUAGAACAAGUUUUUUUUUUCUUUCUUCAGAAGCUUAAUCUUUCAUAUACUCAUCCACCAAAAAUAAGGAGUUCAGCCCAUUCUAUCAAACUUUCAUACUUUGGUCUCUAUAUAAUUUUUCGCCUUAGUCUUUUGAUGUAUUGAAAUGUACUUGAAAAAUCAUAUAUUUAGUUUAGGACAAACUAAGUCUCUUUCAAUGGUUUA
This is a messenger RNA of Trifolium pratense (red clover), 1382 nucleotides long. RefSeq names its product protein LOW PSII ACCUMULATION 1, chloroplastic-like. NCBI's taxonomy places the organism in Eukaryota, Viridiplantae, Streptophyta, Magnoliopsida, Fabales, Fabaceae. Bases 199 to 1182 code for a protein of 327 amino acids. The transcript has 4 exons. The record is from RefSeq and is a predicted model, not a curated record.